Molecule: messenger RNA, 2463 nt
Organism: Onychostoma macrolepis
Lineage: Eukaryota; Metazoa; Chordata; Actinopteri; Cypriniformes; Cyprinidae
Product: protocadherin alpha-C2
Biological process (GO): homophilic cell-cell adhesion
Cellular component (GO): plasma membrane
Molecular function (GO): calcium ion binding
Source: RefSeq, a predicted model, not a curated record
GCUUGUUUGGAUUAUACUGGACUUGUAUCUUAAAUAAAAAAUGGAACCGUGUAUGAACGCACAGAAAUGGAGAAGGUACGUUUGGUUAUUCCUGAUUAUUUUUCACUAUUAAACCCAGUAUUUGGCGUUACUCACUACUCUAUUCCAGAGGAAAUGGAGGUGGGAUCUGUUGUAGCAAAUUUAGCCACUGAUCUUGGUUUGGAUAUACAGAGUCUGACGAAACGCAAGAUGCGCCUAGAUGUGAUAGCAAAUAAAAAAUAUCUGGAUGUAAAUAAAGAAACAGGAGAGUUAUUCAUCGUCGAAAGGAUUGACAGAGAAUAUCUCUGCCCAUCCAAAACUACAAAUUCUUGUUUUCUAAAGCUCGACGCUACAAUCGAAAAUCCAAUUAGGAUGUUCAAUAUUGAACUAGAAAUAUUAGAUAUCAACGACAAUGCACCCCACUUUCGACGAGAUGUCAUGCAUUUGGACAUUUCUGAAUCGACACCAGCCGGCGAGCGUUUCUCACUGAACAAUGCAGUGGACUCCGACAUUGGAUCUAAUUCAAUUAAGACUUACUAUCUUAGCGAAAGUGAUCAUUUUACUAUCGAAAUACAGUCUGGUCGAGAUGGAUCUAAACUAGCUGAUUUGGUAUUGAAAAAAGCAUUAGAUCGCGAAGAACAAGCAGUUCAUAAUCUGAUUCUCACUGCUGUAGAUGGCGGAGUGCCUUCACGCUCUGGGACAGCUAAUAUUAUUGUCCAAGUGCUAGACACUAAUGACAACGCCCCUCAUUUCGAUAAAGACAGCUAUACUGUACAUUUAAGUGAAAAUUCUCCAGUAGGAAGCCUUGUUGUUAAGUUAAAUGCAACAGAUUUGGAUGAAGGGCCAAAUUCCGAAAUAAUAUACACAUUCAGUUUAUAUACCUCCGAGAAAACGCAAGAGAUGUUCAAUUUGAAUUCAGAAACGGGUGAAAUUCGAGUCAAAGAGAUGAUUAAUUAUGAGGAUUUCAAGAUCUAUGAUAUGGAGAUAAUAGCAACAGAUAAAGGAGCUAAUAGUCUGUCUGGAAAAUGUAAACUAACUAUUUUAAUCACAGACAUGAACGAUAAUCAUCCUGAAAUUUCCAUCAAAUCAUUUUCUGGCCCUGUUAAAGAGGAUAUAGCUGUAAAUACUGUAAUUGCAGUUGUUAGUGUGAGUGAUAAAGACUCAGGAGAAAAUGGACAGGUAGAUAUUCAUAUUUUUGAUGAUUUACCUUUCGCGCUUAAAGAAACGUCUGAUAAUUAUUAUGAAUUAUUAGUUUCAGAACCGUUAGACCGUGAAAAGGUUCCAGAAUAUGACAUCACUAUUACCGUGACUGACAGGGGCAUCCCGUCGUUAUCUGAUAAUGAAACUAUAACUUUAGAGCUGCUGGACGUUAACGACAAUGUUCCUCAGUUCCCACAGACAUUCUACACGAUACCUGUUAUGGAGAAUAACGCGCCUGGAGCUUUACUGAGCUCUUUAACUGCUAUAGACCCAGAUCUCCAUGAAAAUCAGUAUUUAGUCUAUUUUAUCAUAGAGAAGGAAAUAGUGAACACCUCCAUGUCCAUGCUGUUCUCCAUUAACCCAGAGAACGGGAAUCUUUACGCGCUAAAGACGUUUGACUAUGAGAUAGAGAAGGAGUUUCUUUUCCACAUCGAGGCCAGAGACUCUGGCGUUCCUCCGCUCAGCAGUAACGUGACCGUUCACAUUAUUAUCAUGGAUCAGAACGACAACACACCGCUUAUAGUGUCUCCAUGGCGCGCGCACGGCUCGGUGGUGGAGGAAAAGAUCCCGAGAUCCACCGAUAAAGGGACUCUGAUAUCCAAAGUCAUCGCCAUAGACUCUGAUUCAGUGCACAACUCUCGAAUCACGUACCAGUUUCUCCACAACACUGACACGACAUUAUUCAGCUUGGAUCAAUAUAACGGAGAGAUCCGGACCAUGAGAAUGUUCAGUUACAGAGACUCGCGCCACCAGCAGCUGGUUGUGAUCGCCAAAGACAACGGAGAGCCCGCCUCUGCUACAGUCACCAUCAAACUGUCCACGGUGGAGACCGCCCUUAAAACCUAUGCUGACAUGACUGAGGUGCCUUUGGGAUAUGACAUCUUCUCCGAUUUAAACCUGUAUCUGGUGAUCGGACUGGGCUCUGUUUCAUUUCUUUUACUCAUCACUAUAUUGGUCACCAUCGUGCUGAAGUGUCAGAAAACGAAGCCCAGCAAAGCGGCUCCUCCGAGCAGGAACAGUGUGAUCAGCGAGAGGAACUCGACCAUCGCGGAUUCCACUCUGGUCUCCAACGAUGCCUACUGGUACAGUUUAUUUCUAGCAGAGACCAGGAAAGGAAAGCUGGUGGUCAGACAGCCUGUGCCAAAGGGAUCGAGAUAUAUCGUGUCCAGUAUACCGAGGAGCACAGGAAUGACCGAGACCAGCGACUCAGCUGCUUCUACUCUACAGGUGAGAUCACUUUUAUAG